AUGAACGUCAUCUCGUAUCAAUUGUCUCCCUCCUCCUCUUGGCUACCCGGAUCUGGGCCAAGUCUGUACCGGACAAACCAUAUCCAACGUGGACGUGAGUGGCUGUUCAUACACUUCGAGCUUCUCAACGCGUCCAACCGAACUCACUUGUCUCACCAAUCCGCAAACGUGUCCGAACACCUGCAACGCCCCACCACCUAUAUCACCCGUGAUAUUUCGGUCGAAGCUGUAGAUCCGGCUGUGUCGAUGCCAACGUCGACUGCAACGGCUGCUACAUCUGUUUCCACAGUCUCUGCACCUGCAUCCGCAAUUUCCAAGCCGGGCAACCGUCAAACUGCAUCGCCAGUCCCGCCCUUAAACCGGGCCAGCAGAACCAGCCUCACGUGGGUGGUUCUCAACAAUGGAGACCUGAUCACCACCACGCAGCAGGUCCUGGGCAUCUUGCAAUUGGGCUCGGCUCCCGAUCCUGAUGGCGGGUUCCGGCUGGGCCAGAAUACUCUGGGGAAUGGAUUUCCCGGGCAGCAGUAUACCAAACAGACGGGGACGCUGGCAAUCAAUGGCGUUUCCAGCCGCUUCGAGGAACAGAUCCAUAUCCAUCUCUGCAAUAAUUCCAACAGCGGGGUCCACAAGAUCUUGGACCAGCAGCACCGGGACAAUUUCAGGGUCUCGUCGUCGGUCGAUCUAUCUUCCCUGGGGAAGCCAAAUGCCGAGAUGAUGUGCUGA
Messenger RNA from Penicillium alfredii, 723 nucleotides. RefSeq lists its product as uncharacterized. The record is from RefSeq and is a predicted model, not a curated record. The transcript has a single exon. Lineage: Eukaryota; Fungi; Ascomycota; Eurotiomycetes; Eurotiales; Aspergillaceae. The coding region runs from base 1 to 723 and encodes 240 amino acids.